AUCCCGGGGACACACCGAGCCUCAUCCCUGCUCCCGCGGAUCCCGGGAACCCUGGGCUACGGGAUGGACACGACCAUCGCCCACCUCCUGGCAGGAGCGGCGGUCUGCGGCAGCGAUUUCAGCACUUUGCAAAAAGCUUAUGACUUAAUAAAAGUAGCCACUGAAGAGAAACCAACACUGGCUGGAGUACAAACUGUUAGCCCGGAUUUAUAUGUGCUUUGUGCAGAACUUGCACUACAGUUUGAGCAACGCGACAUUAGCCAGGAUUGCUUGAGUAUGUACUUCAAGGGAACACUCCCUCACAAUCAGUUUUUGGGUAGAGCAUAUCUUUGCCAAGCUGAACUGUAUGCUCCAAAGUCUUCUGCGCAUGUAUCUGAUCUAAAAAAAGCUAUACGCUGCAUCCUCACGACUAUAUCAUAUGCAAAAGAUGAAGCAAGAUACCACUUCUUGGUUUAUAAUGCAUCAGUUCUGUACUGGAGGAUGGUAAGACCAUUUAUAAAACCUGGUUUCUGUGACCAUGUGGUCGUAAGCCUCCAUGAAGUUAUAAAAGGAUUGCAGGCUGUUAAAGAUUUGGACUAUGAAUGGACGGCUGAAUUAAGGAUUGCUCUCGUUGAAUGUUAUUUGGACGCUAGAAUGAUCAAGGAUGCGACAAUGUUUGCCUACAGUACAGCGGAAUAUAUUCAAAAUCAUGUUCCACACAUGUAUAAGAAGAUAUUUUCUAUACAGGUGUAUCAUAAGCUUGUGGAUUAUGUGAAAGUGUCGAAAGAGAUCAAAGGCUCCACCAAAUUGACAGCCAUUUACAGAAUUCAGAGAUUGAAAUCUCAACUUGAAGCCAAAGAAACUCCAAAGGACCUCUCAGCUCAGUUAAAUCAUAUCUAUCAACUUUUAGCCUCUACUAAAACAACAAGUACAUUGGCAAGUUCAGAUCGGGCAACUGGACUACAAUCCCCUGCAAAAUCUGCACAGCUGCCCGAGAGUGAAAGGCUUUCUUUGCUAUUGGAUGUAACCCACCUCGCCUUAGAGGCAAAGGAUACUGAACUGGCAUCAAACUGUGUUAAUGAUCUCCUGAAAGCGGAGCGAAUUGAUAAAGGAACAGCAAUGGAAGUUGAAUGUGUGGAAUCAGAACUCUCAGUACUGAAACUUGGAGCUAAGUCAGAGAAAUGCACCAAAGGCUUUGUAAAACAUUGCUUGAGAGUAAUUCAACGAAUAGAUGAAGUUCUGCAGAAUGCUGUACGUGCAAAGAACUGGAAUCUAGUCCAGGUUGUGUGUAUAACGCAGUGGAAACUUUGCCUACCGUUGCUUCAACCCAAUUUGCGCAAAAAUAUUUCUAAACAACUGAACAAUGUGGCUUCAGUUCUCAGUGAUCUUGACAGUUCUUUGACCCAGCUCCGCUGUCAAGUUCAUAUAGAAAUAGCUCAGAUUGAAGAAGAUGAGGAACGGAUAGAAGUUGCCAUGGAGCAUCUUAAAAAAGCUUAUUCUCUCUGUAACCAAGGACAGUAUGAAAAAUAUAUUACCAAUGAACUGCACCGUUUGCAAGUAUAUUCAGGAGUUUAUGACUCUCCUAAAGAGCUAGAAGAUCAAGUGUUCAAGAUGAUUGAACAGGUCCGAAGAAAUAGCAACUUGCAACACAGUCGAUCGUUACUGAUUAAGGCUGGACUGGCUUUGGCUUCUGAUGUUUUCCAACUGGUGCUAGAUGGUGAAAACGAGGCUAAAGUAUUUGUUGCCCAGGGUAACACAGGCUUCAUUGGGCUACUCGCUGCCAAGGCUCAGAAUUACUUAAACUCUGUGCAACAAACACAUGGAUAUUUGGAACGACUUGAAAAUGUAAAUGAUAAAUUGAGGGUGAAAAUUUGGGCUGAUCUCGCUAAAGUUGCACGAAAGCAAGAAGUUUGGGAUGUCUGUCGUACAGCUUGUCACUUUUGCCUAUUGUAUGAUGAUGGACGAUGGAAAAUGGAAAGAUUGUCUGUUGAAGAACCUGCAAAACUAAAGUCAAGUGUCUCAGAGGGAAUUGUUAAUAAAUCAGAUGGAAGUUUUACCAGAUCAGAGGGAAGUAUUGAUGGAAGUACAUCUUUACCAAUACAGUCCCCACACAAAGUAGGCCAUUCUUCAGCCUCUUUAAUCAGAAUCAUUGCUGAAGUAUGUUUCAUUAAUGCAGAGGCAACCAUUCAGUUGUUAAAAUCACAAGAUGUUCAGUAUAACAACCAUGCAGUUUUCCCAGAAGAAAAACAGAAGGAACUUCAGGAAUUUGGAGUCAAAACUCUGGAGAAUGUUCCAGAAUGGAUAACUUACAGUAAUUGGAUAGAUUCUCUGUCAUCUUAUGCAACCAAGAAUUUUUUGCGAGCUGCAGAACUGGGCAUGCAGAUAGGUGAUGCAUCCAUUGUGUGCAAUGCAGCUAUCUAUAUAUGGAACCAUAACAACCACCUGCUUGUUGCUGGAAGAUAUAAGGAGCUUGUUGAAACAUUUCGAACACUACUUGAUGCAUUAAAGCAGACAGGACAUUCUGGGGAAACCAUCUUUUUGGUCAUGCUGUGUAACAGCUUAUGUCAGGGCUUGAUUCAACCUUGGAUACCAAGCCCUAUACCGACUGAAAAAAGAGAAGUUACAAAGAGUUCCAUUGCUGCUAACAUCAAAAAGUCAUCAACAAAGAAAGCUGAAAAACCGAGUGUUUCACAGACUGUAACUGUUGAUCCUGAAGGUAUUCCUCAAAUAACUGAGGCUCUCCAGAUCUGUGAAUAUGUGUUGAAUGCUACAAAUGGAAAUGAACCCUCUGAUGUUGUUCCCAUUUCUGUGAGACAUCAGAUUGUUGUUACAUGGGUCAAAGUUAAACAGCUUCUUCAGCAACAGAUCUGGCCAAGUCUGGUAACAGAUGAUGAGCAGAGUAAUGAUAGCCAGGCUCCAAUGAUCCAGGCUCUUAUUGCUCUGGAGAUGUACUCUUGUAACAACAGCAACCUGAUGAAAUUUACUGUUCCCAGUCUUCCAGAGUUGGAGAAGCAAAUCUUAGACUGUACCUGGUCUGAUCAACUAUUGGAGCUGGAAGUAUGGAUACGUUUGAUGCAACUUGCUAACCAGAAUAAUGAUGAUUCAUUACUAAUGCGAUGUGCCCAGAAAGCAUUUGAAUUGAAUAUAAAUACUGCUUCAAGCAUUGAUUCCAAGAUGCAUGAAAAGCGCAAUUACAAGGUUCAGCAAGAAUUGCUGAGUGUUGCUGCCUGUAUUAAAGGGCAGAGCUUGAUGAAGAAUGCAGCCGGAGACAGCGAAAUGCUUAUCUCUGCCAUUAGAACAUUUGAAUUGAGUGCAAGUUUUGGAGAAAAAGCUGGAAAUGUCAAGCUUGUAAUGAGUUCAGCAAAACACUUUUGGAAUUCUUGUCUAAGUUUGAUACCAUCUCCUCUUGAAAGAGCUGUGCUUGAAGAACCCGUUAAGUCUUUUCUAAAGGCUAUUCAAAAUACAUUUACCAAGAACAGAAAGCAGGAGGAAGAAAAAGAAGAAAUGAUUCCGAAUUCCAAAGUUAAACAACAAGCACUUCCUUUUGCGCAUGGCGCAUUAUCAACAUCUGUUGAUGAUUUUGAUGAUGAUCCGAAGUUAAUGGCAGCACUGUGCGGUCUUUUAUUCCAUAUUCAUAUGCAUAAAGGAGAUUGGAAAGCUGGACUGAAAGUGUUAGAUGAUGGCAUUAGGGUUAUGCCCAGGUGUAAACAAAGGCUGCUUCUUUUCAAACAUAGAAUUAUGGUGAAUACAAGACUUGGUCACGGUAUCAGCAUGGACAUGCAGAAAUUGAAGGAUGACAGUGAAGAAUAUGUAUCUUACAUGUGGCAUCGUGUGGCGGUUUUCUCGAAAGACAUUACAGAUCAGUUAACUUGUUACCAAAAUUCAAUAGAUGUUCUGAAGAAUCCAGAAAGUAACUGGCAGAAAAUCAACCAACUGAUUGCAUUUGGUGAAUGGCUAUAUUGCAAUGGAUUUUCUCAAAGCGAUGCUUACUGCCAGUUGGACUGGGCUGUGGAUUUACUUCUGAGCAUGAAACCGAGUUUAGAGAUUAAAGAGGAAGCAGAAGACCGCUUCGAAAAGGAGAAUCAAUCAAAAAAUGACGUCUUAGUUCCAACAAAGCGUCAACAGUUGAUUGGCGUACAAUAUAUUGGCACUAACCUGUCCUUAGAAAACUUACAAGACGUAAGGCAACUGGAAACGUUAGUGACUGCUCAAACAAUAAUGGCGAUAAUUGCAGGCCGUGAGUCAUGCAAGCAGCAUUGUUUAAUGGCGUAUGGUUAUGUUAUGUGCAUAUGGCAGGUAUCAUUGACAGCAGCAGAGACAAUUAUGAAAGAGUUAUCUAUGACUACUUCUACGAUCCGUACUGACACAGGAAUGAAGUCAAAUAAAUCAAAGGGCAAGAAAGAGACAAUGUUGGAUACACAAGAUAAGGGCAAAUUAAAAAUGUUGCCUGCAAUGAUGCCGACUAAUCCAGAGGAAUGGGCAAAUUUUGUAUGCCCCAGUGAAGUUCGAGAUGUGUUUAAGAAGAGCUCAAGUUGCAGCAUGAUCAACAAGAAAAGUUUCCUGAGACCUACUUACAGUUUAUUCUACCUGGAUUUAUUAGUGAAGGAGUUGCAAGGUAUAUCAUAUACCCACCUGACGUUGCCGAUUCUUCAGCUGGCACACUUAAUAGCCAAUGAUGUGUUGGAUAGCAAGAGUCUCUCUGACUUUUACCAUCUCAGGCUUGCCCAGAUAUGUUUGGAGCUGAAUCUAACGCAAGCUGCACAGUACCAUGAAAAGAUACCUGGAUCAGUAUUUAUCUAUGAGGCAGAACGAACUAAAUGUCGGCAAGAAGUCGCUCAUUUGAAAGAUCGCCGAUUACACAUUACAAAAGAAAAGCAAUUAAUUGAAACUGAAAACCUAGGCGAAACACUAAAAGGUUCAAACAAAGAACUGAAGAUGCAUAUUACAUCUCCAGUGAUGCAUCGCAAGAAAUUAAGUGGAGUUUCUGUGGUGGAUGUGUGGAUCAGUAAAGCAGAAGUCUUGCUGCAGCUUGCAUUUUACCAGCCUGCCAGAACUCUGUUAGCAGAGGCUCACAUGGUUGCAAAGGAGUUUGGAGACAAGGACAAUUUGGCAAAGGUCCUAUACCUUCUAGCUGUUCUAGCUAAUUGUGAAAAAAACCACGGUCAGGCUAAAUUGCUCUUGAAAGAAGCCGAAAAUAUUGGAGGAAAUGAAUAUUUCUGGUAUGACGCAAUUAUCUGUCUAAUAUGCGCAAUUCAGGGAGAAAAUCAUGAGGAUUCAAAGGAACAGGUUUGCAGCAUCUUAAAGCAGGGCAUUGAAAGAUUACAGUCUGUUUUGGAAGAAAAACCUCAUCGACAUGCAGUUCUUAAAUUUAUGAUUACUUCAAUGGAAGCCAAGUUGGAAUUAAUUGAAAUUGAAUCCAUGAAAGCAUUAGGCGAUCCUUAUUUAAAGAAACCAGAAAACUUGCAAAAGUUGUCAUCAGCUUGUGCUAAAAUGGAGAAGUUUGCAAAUGUUAUGCUGCAGUAUGGAUACAGAGAAGAAUCAGUAGAUGUAAUGAGAGAACAUACCGAGAUACUAAUGAUGCUCAGUAAAUACAGUGAGGAAGAGGAAAAGAAGCACCAUAAUCUAUUAAAUGCGUACUCACUGAUCAUGAAGGCCAUCUUGAUUGAAGAAGAAGCCUUCAGUGACCUGAUGAGCUUGUUGCCACUUAAAGCGAUGACUCAUUUAAGUUUGCCUCUGAUGAGGAAGCUGGCCUCUCUGAAGUUAACUUUUGUGCAGUUGUCUUUGAACAUGCUCCAUUUGGUUAUAAUGAAAGAUAAAAAAGAAGCUGAAGCAGCAAGACAGAAAGGACUGCUACAGCUCAUUGUCGAGGAAUUCAUUAGUUCCACACCGGAUUACACACCAGUGGAAAAGGAAUGGGUAACUGUAGCCAGGUCACUGGGACAAAAAGCUCUGGCUCAACUUGAGAGUGCACAUAACCUGAGCAAUGGCUCUGAAGAAAUUAGAUCCAAAUGUCUCUAUCUAACUGGCAGGUGCCUGCGGUUGUUAUCUGUACAAGUAGACCCAAUUAACCCAGGCUUCAAUUGGGUUCAACAAAUGCUGCAUGAUUUGGGGGAAAAUAAUGAUCUGCCAAAACCGGCCAAAUUUACAGAAGAGAAUGAAUUUGAAUCAAAGUCUCAGCAUGUAGAUUUGCAGCUCUCUGCUGAGGAAGAAAGUGAACAAGAGGAAUCAAAAUAUGAAAGUCCAGAUUUACAGCUUUCUACCUAUCAAAUAGAAAAAUGUGCUGCAAAGGCUGCACGUCUUAAGAAGGAACGAGCAAUAGCUCGGGUCUACUUGGCUCAUGCCAGUGAAGUUUUGAUCCAGUCCAUGAACCUGGCAUUAAACAACCAGCUUACUCAGAUUUUAGCAGCAGCCAGUCUUGACAUGGUUGAAUGUUUUGGCCAAUUUGAUCCAGUUUCAGCAACUCAGUACUUAGCACUACAUCAGAGCUGCACAGCUUCAAUGAUGAUGAAAGAUGUCUUGAUGAAAGCAGGAUUUGACACCAGCAGUUCCCAGCUUGCAGCACUUGCACAUCUUCAACAAAGACUGCAAGAAGAUGGAACCAUGAAAAAUAUGCUCAAGACAGUUAAUGAAAGACUUAAAACAAAAUUUAAGGCUUGGAAGAAUGUCACUGUUCAGCUGCAGCACCUUAGUUUCCUGAGUGAAUUUCCUUCUAACUUUAAUGUAUUUAUUCUUCAGCAUUCUGAAGACAGAUCCAUGCUAUAUGGAGCACUUCUUGAGAAACCAAAAUCAAGAAGCAUUGAGAAAAAGGGCAAAGGCAGUCAAAAUCCAAGUCCAACACAAGCUAAAAUUGUUCGUAGUUUUGUAAAUCAUGAAUUAUUUUCAAACAUAUUGGCCAGAGUCUCCAGUUAUAAGCAGAAGCUUGCACAGUACUUUGUAAAACUCGAAUACCAGCGUAAUUACAAGAUGCAAAAGCAGGACGAAUUUCAACAUUUUGAAAAAAACAUGAAUCUAGAUGUUAAAGGAAAAAGUAUUCAAGGAUUUGAACUCAGCCUCGAUGCAGAUUUCUCCAGUAUUAUUGAAACUAUGGAGGAUUACCUGAAUCCCGUUCUGUCACAGUUUGACCUUACAUUUUCUCCUCAACAGCCUUCCCCAGUAGCACCCGCGGAUUCAGCGAAAUCAAAAUCCAAAAAGAAAGAUGAAAAAUCAGUGGGUGAAAAGUCAACUCCAGGCCAUUCUCAAGAUUUAGGGGAAUUUAUAAUCAUCUUGGCUGACAAACUAUUGUUGGAACUGCCUUUGGAGGUUUUGAGUGUUUUGCAGGAGGAUGCAAUCACCUCAGUAUCAAGAGAUUUUUCAUUACAGUUGCUAUACAAUCGCCUACACAAAGAUGCAUCAGACACUGUACGCAAGGACACAAGAAGUCCGAAAGCAAAAGGAGAUCACAAGAAAGCCAUUAAAAUGGUACCAAUUAACCGUGUUGUGCCAUCGAGCUGUUUUCCAGUGGACACUCACAAUUUCAAAUAUAUUGUGGAUCCUUAUGAUGAAACUAAUGACUCAGGAGUGUUCAGUCCUGUGAAAGUAAUGACAGACAUUAUAGAAAAAUACUUUUUACAGUUCACAGCACACUGGGAUGGAAUCAUGGGUAUUGACUAUGUUCCAAGUCAUGCAAAUUGGGAAGAGAUGCUAAAAAGUUGCAGUGCGUUUGUCUUUUAUGGAACAGAGCGUUUUCUUGCAAAUGUAUUACCUUCAAAACUCAUUUCCAUGAAUCUUCCAGAAUGCCAGUUGAUGAUUAUUCUGGACCUGGCUCAAACAUGUCAAAGUUUUCGUCAUCAGUCCGUUCUGGACAGACCAAAGAGUGCAAUGCAGCUGUCAACAGAGAAACAAAUGGAUGCAGCAAUACUUCUAAGCCUGACUGGAGUUCGCUGCCUUAUGAUGAAUCAGUGGCAUAGUACACUUCAAAACAAUGCCAAAACAUUUAAUGAACUUGCAAAAAAUUUGUUAGAAGUUGGCAAGACAACUGGCCAAACAAUUCUUGAAAUAAUUAAAUCAGGAGCACAAAAUGAUUCCACAAAUGGUGAUGAAUUGCCUGAUAAGAAUCCAGAUGCUUUAGUGGAAGAUGAUUCCUUAACCAGACACUUUACCUUACAGACAAGCAACCAUCCAGAAGAAUUUCACAAUCAGCAAACUGCUUUUAAUUUCAUCCUAUAUGGACUACCAAAUCUAAUUGUCACCUAGUCCAUUGAAAGACACAAUAUUAAAUCUUCUAUUAUGCAGUUUUGCUAUCUUUUUGCUGUAAGCUGCUAGAAAUCAGUACACAGUUGAUCAAGAGUACUCUCUCGUUCAACCUCACCAGUCCAAAAUACUUUGGACCAAUAAUUUUUCAAUUUGAGUAUAGAAUGACAUUAGAAUGUCACGAGUGUGGAUCAGAAAGUGCAGUAAAUAGAAGUAUUUACCUGAUGUAUAAAACAAUGAUAAAAUAUU
Chiloscyllium plagiosum (whitespotted bambooshark) is the source of this 8457-nucleotide messenger RNA. The record is from RefSeq and is a predicted model, not a curated record. NCBI's taxonomy places the organism in Eukaryota, Metazoa, Chordata, Chondrichthyes, Orectolobiformes, Hemiscylliidae.